AUGGCGACUGACACUCUACCUUCUCUCGCUAUUCCAGGCACGAUCUUGGGUCCCGCCAGUAAAUAUGCUGCGGGCCCAGGCACACACGUUUACGGAGGCAAUAUCGUCUCGUCGCUGCUAGGCAAUGUCAACGUCACAUCACCAGCCAAAGCUCCUGGGCCGGCCAAGCGUCUAAACAAGAUCACAGCUCCAUCUGUGGAAGAAUUAUCGACAAUCUCUGUUAUCAGGCGCGGCCGCAAACGAGAGGUCUUGCCAGAUGUCGGCAACACUGUGUUGGCGCGCGUGGUGCGACUCAUGCCAAAGCAGGCCAUUGUAGUCAUUCAACAAGUUGGCGAUACAGUUCUGCAGACAGAGUGGCAGGGCGUGAUACGGGUACAGGACGUUAGGGCGACGGAGCAGGAUAAAGUCAAGAUUCACGAAUCGUUCAAACCCGGUGAUAUCGUUCGGGCCCAAGUAAUCUCCUUGGGCGACCAGGCCAACUAUUAUCUCUCGACAGCGUCCAACGAACUAGGUGUUAUCAUGGCAACCAGCGAUGCAGGGAAUGACAUGGUUCCCAUUAGCUGGAAAGAGUUCAAAGAUCCCGAUACAGGCGUGAGCGAGCCGCGAAAGGUUGCCAAGCCGAGCUGA
Trichoderma gamsii is the source of this 627-nucleotide messenger RNA. RefSeq lists its product as hypothetical. Gene Ontology annotation, molecular function: RNA binding. The record is from RefSeq and is a predicted model, not a curated record. The transcript is spliced from 2 exons. Bases 1 to 627 code for a protein of 208 amino acids. Gene Ontology annotation, cellular component: cytoplasm; nuclear exosome (RNase complex). NCBI's taxonomy places the organism in Eukaryota, Fungi, Ascomycota, Sordariomycetes, Hypocreales, Hypocreaceae. Gene Ontology annotation, biological process: RNA processing.